Molecule: messenger RNA, 4076 nt
Organism: Apus apus (common swift)
Lineage: Eukaryota; Metazoa; Chordata; Aves; Apodiformes; Apodidae
Gene: POLI
Product: DNA polymerase iota
Exons: 10
Coding region: 466-2583 (705 amino acids)
Biological process (GO): translesion synthesis
Molecular function (GO): DNA-directed DNA polymerase activity; damaged DNA binding
Source: RefSeq, a predicted model, not a curated record
GCCGCGGGUAGGGCUGGCCGGGCCGCCCCGCCAGCCGAGCGGGGCCGGCGGGCAGGUGCUGGGGGGCGGGAGAGGACGCUGCCCUGGCCGCCCCGCCGUGCCCCCCCCUUCCCGGGGCUGGGGGAGGGUCGCCGCGGCGGAACGGAUUGCGGGGGAUGUUGAAAAGGGAGCCCCGCGGCGGCAACAAAACCGGCGCCCGGCCCCGGCUCGGCCCUGCUCUUGCUGCGCAGCGCCCAGCAGCACCGCACGCAGCCCUGCCCCGCACCCCCCUCGGCGGGCUGGGCAGCCCUCCCGGCGCUGGCUCGGGCCCCGCAGGGCCGGGCCGGGCCGGGCAGGGCAAGGCUGUCCCGGCCCCGCAGGGCCCCGCAGGGCAGGGCUGUCCCGGCCCCGCGGCGCUAGGACCCGGCGGGGCGGCCCGAGGGGGCUGGCGGGGCUGGGUCCGGCCCGGGCAGGGCAGGGCAGGGGAUGGAGGCCUGCCCGCCUGCCCCGGGGCGGCAGGACGGCGAGGAGCGGCUCUGCCCUUCGGCGGGUCCCAGCACGGCGGGCAGGGUGGUCGUGCACCUGGACCUGGACUGCUUCUAUGCUCAAGUAGAAACGAUCCGUAACCCCGCGCUCGGGAACCAGCCUUUAGGUGUGCAACAGAAAUCCCUCGUUGUCACCUGUAACUAUCAAGCCAGAAAACUUGGAGUUAAGAAGCUGAUGUCUGUCAAGGAUGCUAAGGAGAAGUGUCCUCAGCUGGUGCUGGUUAAUGGAGAAGACCUGACCCCAUACAGGGAAAUGUCCUACAAGGUUACAGAGCUGUUGGGGGAAUUUUGUCCACUGGUGGAAAGGCUUGGGUUUGAUGAAAAUUUUGUGGAUGUCACCGAGAUGGUUGAGAAGAGACUAAACCAGCUGCAGCAAAGUGGAUGCUCCCAGGUCUGUGUGUCUGGCCACGUGUACAACAACCAAGCUAUCAAUUUGCACGACACAAGGCACGUAAGGCUAGUUAUUGGAUCUCAGGUUGCAGAAGAGCUCAGGGGAGCCAUCUGUGCCAGACUGGGCCUCACAGGCUGUGCAGGGGUGGCCUGGAACAAAGUGCUGUCUAAACUAGUGUCUGGCACCUUUAAACCAAACCAGCAAACUGUUCUUCUGCCUGAAAGCUGCCAAGAUCUGAUGUGCAGCCUCGAUCACAUCCAGAAAGUGCCUGGCAUUGGCUACAAAACUAGCAAACGUCUGGAGACGUUGGGUGUUAGGAACCUGUGUGAUCUCCAGACAUUUCCAUCUGCUGUGUUAGAGAAGGAACUUGGUGUUUCUGUUGCUCAGCGUAUCCAAAAACUCAGCUAUGGAGAAGAUGACUCCCCUGUGACUCCCUCAGGCCCUCCUCAGUCCUUUAGUGAUGAAGAUUCCUUUAAAAAAUGUUCAUCAGAAGAGGAAGUUAAAAAGAAACUUGAAGAACUGCUUCCUAACCUAUUAGACAGAAUCCAGAAGGAUGGAAGACAGCCCCACACAGUCAGGUUGACCAUUCGCCAGUUCUCCUCCACCAACCGGUGGUUUAGCCGGGAAAGCCGCCAGUGUCCUGUUCCCCCUCAGCUCCUUCAGAAGCUUGGGAAAGAAAGCAGCAACAUUAUACCCCCAUUGGUUAAUGUACUGAUGAAGCUCUUUCGAAGGAUGAUAGAUGUGGAUCUUCCCUUUCAUCUCACCCUUCUGAGUGUCUGCUUCUCCAACCUCAAAGACCUUCCUAGCAGCAAGAAAGGAUCCAUUGGCUUCUAUCUCAAGCAGAUGUCACCAGCAUCAGGCUCUGGUAAACGUGGCCGGGAAGUGGAAGAUGUCCCACAAGGUGAGGGAAGUGCUUCCUGGAACCAGAACUGCAACAGAACUGGAACCACAAAAACUAGGAAGCUUUCUGAGGAAAAGAAAAGCAAUAUAAAAAAAGGAGGAAUUCCUGACUUGCCAUUUCAUUUGUCUCCUGGUGAUAUUGACCAGGAAGUCUUCAGAGAACUUCCAGAAGCUAUUCAAAAAGAAAUUAUUUCUGAAAAAGCAGAAAGGAUCCCUAGAGAGAACGUUCUGGGUCAGCCAUCAGGAGGUUCUGCAGAGGAGGGACAGAGCAACUCCCCAGGUUGUGAGGGACUGGAGGGUGACUCUGCAGGGUGCAGUGACCACCUCGUGUCAGCUGGUGUGGCACACAGCUCCAGGGCCAGUUGUUCUUCUGAGUGUCCCAGGAGUGCACUGGCAACCAGCAGAGUGGAAGAACAAGCCACAGACUCUCCAAACUUCAGAGGGAAAGGUCUGUCACCUCUGGAAGCCCUGCAUGUCCCUGACUUGGAGAAAGACAAGCAGGCCUUUGAAACAACUUCUGAGGAUACAACUUGCAGGAGGCAAGCAGGGAUUGUACUUCCUCCUCAUGUUGACACAAAGACUUUUUAUGAACUACCUGCAGAUGUGCAGGAAGAACUGCUAGCUGAAUGGAAGAACCAGAGCCCUGUGUCCAAGGCUUCUCUGGAAAAGAAAGCCCCUGAAAAGCCUAGAACAAAUAAAGGAAGAAGGAACACAGCCCCAUGUUCACCACAGUCCAACAGUUUGCUAAGGUAUUUCAAACCACAGUGAAACAUUUUUCAGAAUAGAGACACUGUAAGCAUCAGCACCUUAGUAGUUAGGAAAAGUUUACUGGGAAGAUGUGAAUAUUGAAGAGGUAUUUUGGCAACUGUUGACAGCAAACCUGCUGGUGGCCCUGGUUAAGUAGUAACUUGUCUGUCUUAUUUUUCCUUCUUAUAAAUAGACAUUUUUCUGAUGGAUCUUUAGUUGUCCUCACCCUCUCACAGCAUGCAAACAUAUUUUAGCAUUCCCUGCCUCAACACACUGACUGGAGGAAAGGAAUUUUUUAUUUUCCCAGAGUUAUACUGUGUAUGCAGCUAAUUGUUUCUAAGCACUGGGGAAGGAGUUGAGCAGAGAAGAUGAAAGCAAUUUACACUGAGUUGUAGUGGAAAUGGCCAUUCCUGUGGCCAUCACUGUGUCCUGCAGUUGGCUCCUAGUAACUAGAGGUCCUAGAAGAACUAAGGGGGAAUGGAAAAUCCAUCAUAUCACCAGCUUGUUCCUGGAAACCAGCUGGCCUGUAAAAAUGGUUUAGGUUUGGUGCUCAGGAUUGAGGAAAUGGCAAACAGCUCUGUGUUUAAAGAGCAGCUUUUAAUGAGCUGCUAGAUACAAACUCAUCAGGCUUUUCUUCAAAUACUUAAUUCCAAAACAGUGAAACAGUUGCUAAUUGCAUUUGCACACUUAACAGUUAAUAAACAUGUUUAAAGCCUCUAGUACACAAGAUGUUUGCUUCUUUCAGUCAAGAGUACAUAAUUGAGAUAAGAAUUUAUUAAAGUGUGUUUAAAGCUAUGGCAAAAUAUUUGACUGCUGUGCCUUAACAUUUAUAUCACCAGAUUCUCAUGUGUCUGUGUGGGAAUAUAUAUAUUUUCUCUGCAUAUAGAGUGCAAAAAUAUUAUAGAACAUCUCCUGAUGACAGUGAAAGUAACAUCCUGUGCUUUGAUGGCACGAAAAUUUCUUGCAUCAUCCCCCAGAACAGAGCAAAACCAGCAUUCCCCUUCCCAGCAGUUAAACUUUGUACAUUUCCACAUAAACCACAAUACAAAUCAACUUCAUGCUCGACCUGAAAAACAAACCCCAGUAAAAGAUGCAGGUGACUGAAGUGCUUGUUGUUUCCCACUUACAUUUAGUUAUGGGCUUCCAGGCUUUUCAGUCCAGCUUUUGUUGCAGUGAUUAGGUUGAUGAGAGUAGUAGGGAGCACUGACUCCACUAGAGAACAGGGAAUCAUUCCUCCUAGUUCUGGCUGAAUAAAUGCAACUAGCUUGGAAUGCUCUGGAUUCCUGUAAUGAAAGGAGCAAAAUCCUUCAUUUCACACUCAUUACUCUUGCUGUGGAACUUCACACAGUUCCCAUUUACAGCCCAUCUCCCUGGAAAUUACUAAGGCAAAGAUGUAAAAGAUGGGGGAAGAGUUUCUCAAUUGUUUCAAAAGUGAGGCACAAAACUGCACAAAAAUCUCAAGUUUCCCCAGAAUGAAACUGUCUAAAUAAAAUAAAUCUAAACGAAUAAAAAGC